AUGACCUAUCAACCACAAGCAAAUAAUCCUUACGGAUUUAGAGCUGAUGAAAAUGCUCAUACAGCUGAAAGUGGAAUGCCGAAAAAUGAAAUUGGAUUCAAUGAUCAAACGAUUAGACAAGCUUUUGUUCGGAAAGUUUUUACUUUGGUCACUAUCAUGCUUGGUGUUGUUACGGUUAUGUCAGCAAUUCCUCACUUUUACCGGGAUGGUGAAAAAUAUCCACUCAGAGAAUAUCUGAAGAAGAGUAUGGGGCUUUAUAUUUUGUCAUUAGUGGUUUUUCUGGUCGUCUACUUUGCAUUAAUUUGCUGUGAAAAUGUUCGCCGUAGUCAUCCGACAAAUUUGAUUUGUACUGGCGUUUUAACACUUUCGAUUGGAUUUGUGACUAUGGUUAUGACUUCUUUCUACACGGUCGAUUCUGUUGUUCUUGCUUUUGCCGUUACAACUCUUAGUUGUGGUGGUAUAGUCAUCUUCUCGAUGACCACUAAACGUGACAUCACCAGCAUGCUUGGUUUUGCCGUCAUAAUUGGAAUGGUUCUGAUGCUUUUCGGAUUUUUUGCGGUCAUGUGGACAAUGAUUUUCCAUACCCGAACUCUUUAUCUAAUCUAUGCUGGUUUUGGUACUCUCGUUUUUAUGUUGUAUUUGGCUAUCGACAUUCAGAUGAUUAUGGGAGGACGCAAGUUUGAAAUUGAACCAGAAGAACAUAUUUUUGCUGCUAUUAUGCUUUUUAUGGAUAUUGUCCAAAUCUUUUGGUUCAUUCUUUCACUUUUUGGUGAUAGAUCGCGUUCUCUUGAAGAGAAAAAUAAAGAAUUGGAUGGUUUGAGACGUCAACUUGCGAGAGAAGAAGAAGAAAAACAUGAAUUGUUUUCGCAGAUUAAUUCACUUAUUGGGGAAUUGGCACAAAUAAAACAAGCAGAAAAUGUUUCUUCUAAAGAAAAUGAAUUGACUUUAUUGCAAUCUGAAUUGGAUGAAUUGAAAUUGGAUUUUGGAAGAAAACAAGGAGAACUUCAGAAAAUAUGUGGGGAAUUGGCACGUGAAAGGGAAGAAAGUCGAAGGCGAGAAAAUAUAAUGCAAUUAGAGAGUAGUAGAAUGGAAGAGGAAUUACGUGAACGAGAUGAGCUUCUUAAAGAAUUGACAGAAACUAGCGAUGAAUUAGGUCGAGCAUUGAAUGAAGCUAACAACGAUUUGCAAAAUGCUAGAGAACAAUUAGCCAUUACUCAACAAGAAUUAACAAAUAAACAAAAAACAAAUUUAAAUAUACCCUCAAUAAAUGAUAAUAAGUAA
Molecule: messenger RNA, 1281 nt
Organism: Meloidogyne enterolobii
Lineage: Eukaryota; Metazoa; Nematoda; Chromadorea; Rhabditida; Meloidogynidae
Source: the annotation of a GenBank genome assembly